This is a messenger RNA of Caenorhabditis sp. 36 PRJEB53466, 432 nucleotides long. The record is from the annotation of a GenBank genome assembly. NCBI's taxonomy places the organism in Eukaryota, Metazoa, Nematoda, Chromadorea, Rhabditida, Rhabditidae.
AUGGCCGAUAACCAAACUGCCGUCUCUGAGGAGUCUGUGAGUUGAAUCAGCGAUUUUCUUUCGAAACAAGGUUGAUUGAUUUUUGCAUUGCAGACUGUUGAGAAGAUGGAUACUACUCCAGCCGAGACCCCUGCGCCAGCCGCUCAAACCACCGAAUCGGACAACAACGAAGCUGGGAUUCCAACCAAUGUGCUUGCGGCGAACGGAGGACAGCAGCAGACGAACGCGGCGGCUGCUCAGCGCAACACUAGCACCAUUCCGACUCGCCAGUACCUCGACUCGACCGUCGUGCCAAUCCUUCUGCAAGGACUCGGAGCUCUGGCCAAGGACCGUCCAGAGAACCCGAUUGAGUACCUCGCCAACUUCUUGCUCCGCGAAAAAGACCGCUACAACAGCGAGAACCAAGCUCCGGCCAACCAGACUGCACAGUAA